This is a messenger RNA of Paracoccidioides lutzii Pb01, 1923 nucleotides long. Its product is annotated as sorting nexin-41. Gene Ontology annotation, molecular function: phosphatidylinositol binding. The coding region runs from base 1 to 1923 and encodes 640 amino acids. The record is from RefSeq and is a predicted model, not a curated record. The transcript is spliced from 6 exons. Gene Ontology annotation, biological process: retrograde transport, endosome to Golgi.
AUGUGGAACGACGAAGACAACAACCCCUAUGGGUCCUUUGAUCGUCACUCGGAAGCCGUUAAUGAUCAUUUCCAUGGCUCACCUGGAUCUACCACCUUCGACCCACCCUCCACCCCUCAGUCUUCAGCCUCAACUUUAGAUCACCCCCCAGAUUAUGUAUCGCGGUUAGAUAGCCCUAGCCCCGAUGUUGCAGACCCAGACGAGGGGAGGAGAUAUGCGCAUUCCGAACAAAGUCAAGGAUACCCUCGAAACAAAGGGGUCUAUCAAAGCCGAAUAGAACAGAUACUCUACGAGAAUCCAGAGCUUCCAAUUCUCAUUACGGAUGCGGGUAAAAACCACGAGAGCGGAGGCAGCUUCAUUGUGUAUACUAUACGGACAGGGGAUCUGGAAGUUCGACGUCGAUACUCUGAAUUUAGUUCCCUCCGCGCCACCCUCAUUAAUCUUCAUCCUACCCUCAUCAUACCUCCAAUUCCCGAGAAACAUACAAUGGCAGAUUAUGCGGCGAAACCCACCAAGGCUAAGGAGGAUACCUCCAUCAUUGAUUUGCGAAAACGCAUGUUGGCUGUCUUCCUUAACCGAUGUCGGAGGAUGAAGGAGAUUCGGGAGGAUGGAGUGUGGUGGAGGUUUCUGGAUCCAAAUGCAAGUUGGAACGAAGUGCUUCAUUCGCACCCCGCCUCCUCUGUUCCCAAGAACAAUCUGAAAGCGCCUCCGCUUGACCCAGCAAACCCGCAACCUGCGCAUGCCUGGCUUCCAGUUCCGUCGUCUUCUGCCAAAUUGAAGUUUUCUGUCGUCAUGUCUCCACCUUCUUUAGAUAAUGUUACGUCCUCAGGUCCAGGGAACGGGUCCUUCCUAAGCCGAUUCCCUCCAACAUCCCGCAAUCUAAGUGAAGAAGAUCUAGAUCCAUACUUUGUGAAUUUCGAGGUGUCAACCCGUGAGCUUGAACUGCUCUUGCAAGGAAAUAUUGAAAAGGUCAACCGGCGCACCUUGACGCAUCUUUCGUCACUUUCGGCUGAUCUAAUGGAACUUGGGGCUCGAUACAAUGGAUUCUCACUCUCCGAGCCUUCCGCAACUGUUGCUGCUGCUAUCGAACGAAUUGGUCAGGCUGCGGACACCUCUUAUAUUGAGACGGAGGAACUAUCUGCAACCCUUGGCGCGACAUUUGCGGAACCAAUGAGGGAGAGCGCACAAUUUGCCGGCGUCGUCCGUAACGUUUUGCGCUACCGGAUCUUAAAACGAAUCCAACAAGAAAUGACGCGGGACGAGCUCAGUAAGAAAAGAGCAUUACUGGAUUCUCUAGAACGAAGCGAGCUGGAGGCCAAACGGAUCGAGCAGUAUCUUAACCGCACAGGUAGUAGCACUACACCCGCAACAUUUAAAAGAUCAUUAUCGGACUCCUCUGCACCCAGCACCCCUGAAUCGGGACCUGCUGAAGGAGCUCGAGCGAGUCCAGCGGAAGAUACCGCCUCCAUCGACUCAGAUUUCCCAUCAGGGGGAGGAGACUCUCCACAUCCAUCUGCAUCGCAGGGCCUACCUCAGAGGACAGCGGAACCUCCCACAGCAACACCGCCAAGUCACCGUAAAACCUCGAGCGGCAAUUUCGUGACAAAUAAGAUAUUUGGGCGAAUUAGCCAUGCGGUACAUGGGUUUGUUGAUGUUGACCCGGAGAGGACACGGCGAGAUCAGAUUGGGAAGACAAAGGAGAUCUUAUUGCAGUUGGAGCAAGCACUCGAAGUAUCCGAGAAAGACGUGAAGGAUGCCAGUUCCGGGGUCUUGCAAGAUCUAAAGCGAUUCCAGAAGGAAAAGGAAAACGAUCUGCGGCGGUACAUGGUAUCAUACGCCCGCUGCCACCUUGACUGGGCGCGCAAGAACCUUGAGACAUGGACUGAGGCGAGGGAAGAAGUGGACAAGAUAGUAAUCCACUGA